AUGGAUCCCACCAACAGUGUCAUGGGGGCAGAAAGAAGUACGCCCAAAAAAAGAAGACACAGAGCUCCCAGGAAGAAGCGGAACAGAAGACCUUCCUUUGCUCCAGCUGGUGAUAACUCUCAUUUCCAGUCGCCGCUCAGUCGAGUCGACACGCAACCAAAUGAAGAGCACGAAGAUACAAAGGAUGCUUCUCUGACAGAGACUCGUCCAUGCCCGUUCUACAACCUUGGAAGGUCUGGCGGGGGAAAUCUCAGUGAGACCAGCCUUGAGAGUGAAGCCUUACUGGAUCACCGACACGAAACCUUGCCAGAGGACGACUUCGCCAUCACAGACGACCGUUCGCCGUUGUUAAAUUCAUCAGCACAGAAUGGCGGUGCUCUCCGGGGUUAUGGAUCUGACUUAAGAUCACCUUUUUCUAUGCCACCAGGUAUGGGCAGCCCAACAUCAAGGCGGUCACCACAAAACAGCUAUACGCCUGAUGCCUUCUUAGCUUCGAGGCAGGGAUACGAUGUCAACAACCCGCCUUCUAUGCCCGGAAGCCCAAAAAUCAUGCCUAAUAAUAUGGGCUAUGACGAAACAGUAAUAACAGGACCUGAGUUCGUUCGCCAACAGUCACCAGAAGCGCUGAGCUGCCACAGUCUACCCAUGGAUGCAGUAGUCAAUGUGGAUACAGACUCGAGAAGGCCAGGAUUACAAUCCAGACAUGGAUCAAUGUCGCGCUCUCCGGCGGACCUACAGCGCCGCCGAACACUUACUCUUCCAGUGGAAGAAGAUGUAUGCUUCCCUGCUAGUGGCCUUUCAGAUCUCGGCGAAGAAGAUCUCCAGUCACAUAUUCCAACCGGUGGAGAUACCCGUGAGCGUAGACGGCGGUCACGGAGAGUAUGGCCCGACCUUUCAGUGUUGGAUGAAUGGAGCCAGCAUGAGAAGGAGGCUCGCAGUGGUGGAACCCGUUCCAAGAGAAUUGAUGAACCAGUGCUCAUCGGGGGGAGACUAAGAACUCGAAAUCUGGCGUGGAAACAAGAUGAAGAAGAGGAAGCACCGUACCGUUUCACUUAUUUUAAUGAAGAUUUUCAAAGCACCUUACACAGCCAGACACUAUCCGAACUUGAACAACCUGGCCAAACUUUCCGAGACCUUUUCAUUCCAGAACCUCCACUACUAGAAGACGAUUCUUCGGAUGAAGAUGAUUCCCCCCCUUAUAGCGGUACAACAAGCCGUGAUAAACACCCAUCUAUAUCUACAAAUGCCAACCACAACACAAACAAUCUUCCAGACCUCCUAUCAGACAACCCGGAUAGCACAUCCCCACAGCCUACCAAUGGCAAUAGCCGAAUUCCUAGCCCUAAGAAAGAGCCGCGAUAUGGACCCCGGCCUACCUUCUGGCUUGAUGUUCUCAGUCCCACUGACAGUGAAAUGAGAAUCAUUGCUAAAGCAUUUGGAAUACACGCCUUGACUGCCGAAGAUAUCAUGAUGCAAGAAGCACGAGAAAAGGUUGAACUGUUCCGGAAUUACUACUUCAUCAAUUACCGUACCUUCGAGCAAGAUGUCAACAGUCCUGAUUUUCUCGAACCCGUGAAUAUGUACGUGGUGGUUUUCCGAGAGGGUCUUCUCAGCUUCCACUUCUCUCGAACUCCUCAUCCAGCAAACGUCCGCCGAAGAAUCCGUCAACUCAAAGAUUACUUAAUCCUGAGCGCCGAUUGGAUAUCAUAUGCUAUCAUUGACGAUAUCACUGACGUUUUCGGCCCUCUCAUCCAUGCUAUUGAGGAAGAAGUCGACGAGAUUGAUGACAAGAUCCUACGCCUACAUUCCGACGACAAGGAAAUAGGUUCUGAUCAAAACAACGAAAAGACUGCUGCUUUAGAAGAAAGUGGCUCUGGAACCAAUAUGCUUCGCCAGGUCGGUGCAUGCCGUAAGAAAGUGAUGGGGCUUUACAGGCUUCUAGGCAACAAGGCAGAUGUUAUCAAAGGGUUUGCAAAACGCUGCAAUGAGUACUGGGAAGUUGCCCCGAAGUCUGAAAUUGGACUCUACCUGGGUGACAUCCAGGAUCAUAUCUUGACUAUGACAAGCAAUUUAACUCAUUACGAAACACUGCUCUCCCGUGCGCAUUCAAAUUAUCUUGCUCAGAUAAACAUCCGAAUGAACGAACGACAAGAACAAACAGCCGAUGUCUUGGGCAAGCUCACAGUACUCGGCACCAUUGUCCUUCCAAUGAACAUAAUCUGCGGCAUGUGGGGGAUGAACGUCAAGGUUCCUGGACAGGACGUUGAAAGCCUCAACUGGUUUUGGUCAAGUAUGUUUCCAGAGCAUCUGAUUUUAGUCCACCAAUCACCCAUAGGUGCUGGCUGCUAA
This is a messenger RNA of Trichophyton benhamiae CBS 112371, 2349 nucleotides long. RefSeq lists its product as uncharacterized. NCBI's taxonomy places the organism in Eukaryota, Fungi, Ascomycota, Eurotiomycetes, Onygenales, Arthrodermataceae. Gene Ontology annotation, cellular component: plasma membrane. The record is from RefSeq and is a predicted model, not a curated record. Gene Ontology annotation, biological process: magnesium ion transmembrane transport; intracellular magnesium ion homeostasis. The coding region runs from base 1 to 2349 and encodes 782 amino acids. Gene Ontology annotation, molecular function: magnesium ion transmembrane transporter activity. The transcript has 3 exons.